Molecule: messenger RNA, 1605 nt
Organism: Penicilliopsis zonata CBS 506.65
Lineage: Eukaryota; Fungi; Ascomycota; Eurotiomycetes; Eurotiales; Aspergillaceae
Exons: 2
Coding region: 13-1485 (490 amino acids)
Molecular function (GO): metal ion binding; acid phosphatase activity
Source: RefSeq, a predicted model, not a curated record
CCUAUACACAAAAUGGGCGCCGCGGCUUCUGUCUUCCCCUCCUUGCCGGAGGACUUGACCACUCCGUACCAGCAGCGACUGGCCAUCUACGGACCCAACUCUGUGUCUAUCGGCUGGAAUACGUACGAACAGCUGAACCAGAGCUGUGUGCGAUAUGGGCUGUCAGAGACGAACCUCAACCAGGUGGCAUGUUCGUAUCUGUCGACGACGUACGAGACGUCGCGAACCUGGUCGAGCGCCGUCAUCCUCAAUGAUCUGAGUCCCGCCACGACGUACUUCUACAAGAUCGUGUCGACCAAUUCCACCGUGCAGCAGUUCAUGAGCCCUCGCACCCCCGGCGACACCACCCCGUUCACCGUCGACGUGGUGAUCGACCUGGGGGUAUAUGGUGCGGACGGAUAUACAGUGACAAAGCGAGAGCUCUCGUCUCGGGAGAUCCUGAACCAGAGCAUCCCUGCCGUGGACCCUGCGAUGGAUAACCUGACGACGAUCGACCGUCUGGCCGAGACGAUCAACGACUACGAGCUGGUCAUCCACCCGGGCGACUUUGCGUACGCGGACGACUGGAUCGAGGUGCUGGAUCUGUUGACCGAGGGCGAGGAGGCGUACCAGAGCAUCCUGGAGCAGUUCUACGAGCAGCUGGCGCCCAUCGCGGGCGUGAAGCCGUACAUGGCCGGGCCGGGCAACCAUGAAGCCUCCUGCGAGGAGAUCCCCGACACGGAGAGUCUCUGUAACGAGGGCCAGCGCAACUUCACCGACUUCCUGCACCGCUUCGACCGCACGAUGCCCCGGCCGUUUGCCUCCUCGUCGACCAAUGCCACCGCCGUCGAGCUGGCCGCCAAAGCCAAGACACUCUCCCGCCCGCCCUUCUGGUACUCGUUCGAGUACGGAAUGGUGCACUUCACCUUCAUCGACACCGAGACGGACUUUGCCGACGCCCCCGACGGCACAGAGGGAUCGGCAGGGCUCGGCGCGGGGCCCUUUGGCUUCAAGAACCAGCAGACAGACUUCCUGGCCGCGGAUCUCGCCAGUGUCGACCGCUCCGUCACCCCCUGGCUGGUCGUCGCGGGCCAUCGCCCGUGGUACUCGACCGGCGGCGACGACAACAUCUGCGAUGUGUGCCAGGACGCCUUCGAGGAGCUCAUGUACCUGUACGGCGUCGACCUGGGCGUCUUUGGCCACGUCCACAACUCUCAGCGCUUCUACCCGCUCUACAACGGUACCGUCGACCCCAACGGCAUGCACAAUCCCAGCGCGCCUCUGUAUAUCGUCGCCGGAGGAGCUGGCAACAUCGAGGGUCUCAGUACGGUCGGCAGUGAGCCGUCGUACACGGCCUUUGCCUAUGCCGAUGACUACAGCUACAGCUCCCUCACCUUCCUCAAUGACACGGCGCUGGAGAUCAAGUUUCUGCGCUCCUCUACAGGCCAAGUCUUGGACACCAGCAUCUUGAUCAAGGACCAUUCUCAGCAGUUUGUGCGGCAGUGAUAGUAGCCAUCAUGGUUAGGGUUGGGUUGACACAACUGGUUGAGAUAUCGCAAAUAUUUAACUCUUGUAUAACCCUAACCUAACCUGACAUCUGGAAUAAUACACUUUACACUAACCCUA